GAAUCUGAGCCAGUGGCCUAUUUAAUGAUGGGUCAUCAGCUUGGCCCUAUUCAGCCUCCAUCUCCUACACCUUGAAGCAAUGAACUGAAGCUCCAGACAUCAUUUUGACCUACUGGCAUUCCCUGCAAUGGUUCAAAGCCACAAUCCUGGUCCCUCCUCAGAGGCAAAGGGGGAAGAGAGAUCACGGACGUCGGAAGGGAAUGUGCCUUCAAAAACAUUUCUUGCAAACUCCUGCACAGCCCAGAGGUGCCUCUUGUUCCUAGGAUCCUUUGGCUUGCUGAUUGGAACAACCAUUGGGGUUUGGUUUCUGGUGAAACAACUGCAGAAGCCCCUUCCCCUUCAGGGGUCGUUCCCCCUCCAGGACCCAGAGGCUGCUCUAACAAGGUGCAGGGAAACGAUGGAAGAAGGGGAGAAGGACCAAGACACCCUCGCUGGAGACGCCGGGAGCAAAAAAGUAUUUUUCAGAAUAAACAGAAGCAACUUCUUAUUGGAAGUGCAGGCUGAGGGUCAAUCCAACUGGUUUCUGGUAUGCCAUGAAAACUGGGAUGUCUCCCUGGGGAUGCAAAUCUGCAGGUGGUUGGGUCACGCCCGGCUCACCCACCACAAAGGGGUAAACCUAACAGAUGUGAAGCUAAACACCACCCAAGAGUUUGCUCAGAUUUUGCCCAACUGGAAACGAAACAUCAACGAUAAGUGGCAAAGGAGGAGUAGAUGCCCUUCGGGUCGCAUUGUGGCCCUCAAAUGUUCUGAGUGUAUCUCCAAGGCUCCACAGGCAAUGGAGAGAAAGGACCCAUCUCCGGGGCACUGGCCAUGGCAGGUCACCCUUUAUCACGAGGCCAACCAUUUCUGCGCAGGCUCUAUGGUGUCACAGGAAUGGAUCGUCACAGCUGCUCACUGCAUGCACAAGCUUUCCGGCUGGGUGGCCUUUGCUGGGCUUGAAGACCACACCAGUGUCAAAGAGCAGGUGGAAGUGGCAGUGGAGAAGGCGGUUCCCCACCCCAACUACAGCAGCAGGAGCCCCAACUAUGACAUUGCAAUGCUGAAGCUGAAGGAACCUCUGCGUUUCUCAGAUACUGUUGGAGCUGUGUGUUUGCCCCAGUACCAUCAAGACAUCCCUAGUGGAAGCACAUGCUGGAUUUCGGGUCAGGACACCACAAGAUUAGAAAAUGCCACAGGCGACCCUGCUGAGACACUGACGGAAGUGCCAGUGACCCUGCUCAGCACCCAGAAGUGCAACAGCUCAUGUAGGAUGGCAGGGGAGCUCAGCCCUAGAAUGCUCUGUGCCCAUUACUUGGAUGGAAACACUGAGGCCUGCAAGGCCAAGUGGGGAGGACCUCUGGUUUGUCUGCUUGAGCACGUCUGGCGUCUGGUGGGGAUUGGGAGCCAGAGCACCAGGUGCAAGGAGCCUGGACAACCUGGUGUUUAUACAGAAGUGGCAGAGUUCCUGGACUGGAUCCAUCAUGUCAUGGAGAGUUACUAGUCGCCAGUGGGUGAGCACAGAAGAGCCUCUGCAUGCCCCACAUCCAGAGUCCAUCGUCCCACCUUGCAACAGCACAGAAUCCAGAACUCAAACCAGGAAGUUUCUCCUGCCCAUUCAACAUUGCCACUUCUGAGCACAUGAGGCUGAGAACCUGUCAUUGUAGAACGUUCUGUUCCAAGGAUGAAAUCUUACGCAACUGCUCAAUAGCACAUUCUGCUGGGUGAACAAGCACAUAUCUGCCUUGCAAAAACA
This is a messenger RNA of Podarcis raffonei (Aeolian wall lizard), 1732 nucleotides long. RefSeq names its product transmembrane serine protease 5 (gene TMPRSS5). Gene Ontology annotation, molecular function: serine-type endopeptidase activity. The record is from RefSeq and is a predicted model, not a curated record. The transcript is spliced from 13 exons. The coding region runs from base 128 to 1480 and encodes 450 amino acids. Gene Ontology annotation, cellular component: membrane. Lineage: Eukaryota; Metazoa; Chordata; Lepidosauria; Squamata; Lacertidae. Gene Ontology annotation, biological process: proteolysis.